This is a messenger RNA of Mustela erminea (ermine), 7202 nucleotides long. It is a transcript of the gene ZFYVE16, whose product is annotated as zinc finger FYVE-type containing 16. Gene Ontology annotation, cellular component: early endosome membrane. The coding region runs from base 200 to 4816 and encodes 1538 amino acids. Gene Ontology annotation, molecular function: metal ion binding. NCBI's taxonomy places the organism in Eukaryota, Metazoa, Chordata, Mammalia, Carnivora, Mustelidae. The transcript has 19 exons. The record is from RefSeq and is a predicted model, not a curated record. Gene Ontology annotation, biological process: protein targeting to lysosome; endosomal transport.
CAAACCCUGAGCCGACGUAGCGCACCCCGGGUUCCCGGCCGGGGUCGCUCUUCAUUCCUCUGCCCGGCGUCGCAUCGAGUCCCCAGAGAGCUCCUCUGGGGUGUGGGGAGAUCCUUAUAUUCAACUGCCUAUUGGACAUCUCCCCCAGGAUGUUCUCAAGGCAUAUAAGGAUUAAAUUCUGAAUAAGUGUACAAGAAGGAUGGAUAGUUAUUUUAAAGCAGCAGUCAGUGACUUGGACAAACUCCUUGAUGACUUUGAACAGAAUCCAGAUGAACAAGAUUAUCACCAAGAUGAGCAAAACGCCUAUGAUUCUAACCACUGUUCAGUUUCUUCAGAGUUGGCUUCCUCACAGCUGACUUCAGUGCUACCAAAGGAUCAACAGUGCAUUAAUUGUUGUGCCUCAUCAGAAACAUGCUAUGAAACAAAUCAGAUUUCCCUUAACAAAACACUUGAGGGACUAGCUUCCAUACAAAAUGAAAAAAAUGUAACAGGACUUGAUCUCCUUUCUUCUGUGGAUGGUGGCACUUCACAUGAAAUCCAGCCUCUCUAUAUGGGACGAUGUAGUAAACCUGUCUGUGAUCUGAUAAGUGACAUGGGUAACUUAGUUCAUGUAACUAAUAGUGAAGAAGAUAUUAAACAGUUAUUGCCAGAUGAUUUUAAGUCUAGUGCAGAUUCUUUGAUUGGAUUGGAUUUAUCUUCAGCGCCAGAAACUCUUUGUGCUGCUUCAGCGGACCGUGUCCGAGAGGAACAGAAUGAUGUCAGCUCUGAAUUACAAAACAGAGAAAUUAGUGAGGCUGAAGAAUUGGGUACAAAAGUAGAUACAGCAACUUCAGAUUCAUGUAAUUACAGUGUGAAAGAGAAUUUAAAGGAUAAAAAGAUCUUUAAUCAGUUAGAACCAGUUGUUGAUUUUAACAUGCCAUCUGCUUUGACUCAACAAAGUUCCAAAAUGUUUGAUGCCAAAGACAGUCUACAGCACAAGGACCAGCCAUGUGAAUUACUGAAAGCCAAUAAUGGUUUGGUAAAAGAGGAAGUAGAUGUGGCAGUCAUAGCUGCCACAGAAUGUUUAGUAGAAGGAGACCGCACAAGUGCUUUGCCUUGCAGUUUUCCAAAAAAUGAAGAUUUAUACUUAAAUGAUUCAAAUGCAAAAGAUGAAAGUUUGAAAUUACCAGACUUUGCCUUUCAGGAAGAUAGGACCGCUAUAGUUAUAAAACAGUCUGCAAAAGAAGGCUCAAGAGAUGAGGAUCUUAAAGAUGAUAAUCAAGAUGUAACUCAAGAUUCCUCUCCAGCUCUACAUGUUUCAGGUGAAGAAAUAUACUCCUCACUGACUUGUCUUCCAGUACCUGGGUCUUUGUGUGGAUCAUUAAUUGAAAGCAAAGCACAUGGUGAUUGUUUACCACAGAAUGAACAUAAAGACAACAUACAAGAUGCAGUGCCAGUACAUGAAGAAAUACAGAAGAGUGUUAUUCUAGGUGGGGAACCAUUGGAGGAGACUAAUCUUUUGAAACAAGAAAAAUGUAAAAACAUAAUGGAACAGGUGGGAAAUAGAAAGGUAGAGUCCAACCCGAUGAUAAUCAGAGUUGAGUCUUUGGAUCACCCUGGUAAUGCAAAUUCUUCUACAGCUACAAAAUCUCAGAUGGAGCCUUCUGGUGCUAAUGCCCCAGAGUUUCCUGAUCAUUGUGAUAGUCUCCCUUUUUCAGGCAAUGAUAUUGAUGGGCAAGACUUAGAUUAUUUUAAUAUUGAUGAAGGCAUGAAAAGUGGUGCACUAAUUAGUGAUGCUGAACUUGAUGCCUUUCUGACUGAACAGUAUCUUCAGACCAGUAACGUAAAAUCGUUUGAAGAAAGUGUGAAUGACUCAAAAUCUCAAAUGAUUGAGAUAGACAUGAAAGGCCCAGAUGAUAAGAUCAUCAGUAAUACAUAUUUCAAUGCUGAAACAGGUGCUACUGGAGAAAGUCCUGGCAUUAAUAUGAUUUGUGAAACAGUUGAUAAACAGAAUACUACAGAAAAUGGUGGCCUUUCUUUAGGGGAAAAAAGUACAGUUCCAGUUGAACAAGGGCUAUCUAACAGUAAACCUGAGAUUACAAAUGAAUUAUCAGUCUCUGAUAUUAACAGUCAAUCUGUUCAUGUUGGAGGGGCCAGACCAAAGCAGUUGUUUAACAUUCCAUCAAGACCAAGGGGUUCAAAGGAACCAAAUAAACCAGAUGUUCCAAAUACGCCUGAAAGUGAGCCCAGCAUAGCAAAUAUGAUUGUUCCAACCACUUGUACUACCGAUUCUACAACUGAUCCUCAGGUUAGCUUCAACUCUAAUUACAUCGAUAUAGAAAGUAAUUUUGAAGGUGGAUCCACUUUUGUAACUGUGAAUGAAGAAUCUCUACCUGUAAACACUUGCAAAGAAGGCAUGGUUUUGGGCCAGAAACAACCUACUUGGGUUCCUGAUUCAGAAGCUCCAAACUGUAUGAACUGCCAAGUCAAAUUUACAUUUACAAAACGGCGACACCACUGCCGAGCAUGUGGGAAAGUAUUUUGUGGUGUCUGUUGUAAUAGGAAAUGUAAACUACAAUAUCUGGAAAAGGAAGCAAGAGUAUGUGUAGUCUGCUUUGAGACUAUUAGUAAAGCUCAAGCAUUUGAAAGGAUGAUGAGUCCAACUGGUUCUAAUCUUAAAUCUAAUCAUUCUGAUGAAUGUGCCACCAUCCAGCCUCUUCAGGAGACCCAAACAUCCAGUGUAUCUUCACCUACAACUUUACCGAUCUCAGCACUUAAACAACCAAAUGUUGAAGGAUUAUGCUCCAAAGAACAGAAGAGAGUAUGGUUUGCGGAUGGUAUACUGCCCAAUGGUGAAGUUGCAGAUACAACAAAAUUAUCAUCUGGAAAUAAAAGAUGUUCUGAAGACAUGAGCCCUCUCUUACCUGAUAUGCCCUUGACAGUAAACACAGUGGAUCAUGCCCAUUCUACUACAGUGGAAAAAGCAAACAAUGAGAUAGGAGAUAUUACAAGAAAUGAGAUAAUUCGGAGUCCUAUUUCUCAGGUUCCAUCUAUGGAAAAACUGCCUAUAAGCACAGGCACUGAAGGAUUACCUACUUCUUGUUCUUUUACACUAAGUGAUGAUGUUUUUGCGGAAGUUGAGGGACCACCUAGUCCUACUGGUGUCUUAGUUCACAGCCAUUUACCUGUUGCUAGUACUUCAGAUUAUAGGUUACUGUGUGGUAUUGACAAGAAUGUUUGCAAUAAGAUUAGUCUUCUCCCUAAUGAUGAGGACAGUUUGCCGCCUCUUCUGGUUGCAUCUGGAGAAAAGGGAUCAGUGCCUGUAGUAGAGGAACACCCAUCUCAUGAGCGGAUCAUUUUGCUUCUUGAAGGCAAAAGUUCUCAUCCUGUUACAUUUGUCCUAAAUGCUAAUCUACUGGUGAAUGUCAAGUUAGUAUUUUAUUCCUCAGACAAAUAUUGGUACUUCUCGACCAAUGGACUGCAUGGCUUGGGACAGGCAGAAAUUAUGAUUCUUUUAUUAUGUUUGCCAAAUGAAGAUACUAUUCCAAAGGACAUCUUCAAAUUAUUUAUCACCAUCUAUAAGGAUGCUCUAAAAGGAAAGUACAUAGAAAACUUGGACAAUAUUACUUUUACUGAGAGUUUUCUCAGUAGUAAGGAUCAUGGAGGAUUUCUGUUUAUUACACCUACUUUUCAGAAACUUGAUGAUCUCCUAUUGCCAAGUAAUCCUUUUCUUUGUGGAAUUCUUAUUCAGAAGCUAGAGAUUCCCUGGGCUAAGGUGUUUCCUAUGCGAUUAAUGUUAAGACUGGGUGCCGAAUAUAAAGCAUAUCCUGCUCCUCUAACGAGUAUUAGAGGCCGAAAACCUCUUUUUGGAGAAAUAGGACAUACUAUUAUGAACUUACUUGUUGACCUUCGAAAUUACCAGUAUACCUUGCAUAAUAUAGAUCAGCUAUUGAUUCAUAUGGAAAUGGGGAAGAGCUGCAUAAAAAUACCUCGGAAAAAAUACAAUGAUGUAAUGAAGGUUAUAAAUUCUUCCAAUGAGCAUGUCAUUAGCAUUGGAGCUAGUUUUAGUACUGAAGCAGAUUCUCACCUAGUCUGUAUACAAAACGAUGGCAUUUAUCAAACACAGGCCAGCAGUGCCACUGGCCAUCCUAGAAAAGUGACAGGUGCAAGUUUUGUGGUAUUCAAUGGAGCUCUAAAAACAUCUUCAGGAUUUCUUGCUAAGUCCAGCAUAGUUGAAGAUGGCUUGAUGGUACAAAUAACGCCAGAGACUAUGGAUGGCUUGCGGCUUGCUCUACGAGAACAAAAAGACUUUAAAAUUACAUGUGGGAAAGUUGAUGCCGUAGACCUAAGAGAAUAUGUGGAUAUCUGCUGGGUAGAUUCUGAAGAAAAUGGAAACAAAGGUGUUAUUAGUUCAGUGGAUGGAAUAUCAUUACAAGGAUUUCCAAGUGAAAAAAUAAGACUGGAAGCAGAUUUUGAAACUGAUGAGAAAACUGUAAAGUGUACAGAGGUGUUCUACUUUCUUAAGGACCAGGAUUUAUCUGUUUCAGCAACUCGUUAUCAGUUUGCAAAAGAAAUAGCCAUGGCUUGUAGUGCUGCACUGUGCCCUCACUUGAAAACUCUAAAGAGAGACGGGAUGAAUAAAAUUGGCCUGAGAGUUUCCAUUGACACUGAUAUGGUUGAAUUUCAGGCAGGAUCUGAAGGCCAACUUCUUCCUCAACAUUAUUUAAAUGAUCUUGAUAGUGCUCUAAUCCCUGUGAUCCAUGGUGGGACCUCCAACUCUACUAGUUUACCACUAGAAAUAGAAUUAGUAUUUUUCAUUAUAGAAAAUCUUUUUUAAUGAAAGAUAUGAGUCAUAUAUUGCAUACUAAUUUGUUAAAACUAAAUUCACUAAAGCUGAAAUGGCCACAAACACUAAAUGUUUGCUAUUUGAAACAUGUAAGUUUUGGUUUUUAGGCAGGAAAUUGUCUUUUUAAAUCAUUAGCACAAUAUUUAGAUCUCUAAAAAUUUAAGAGACCCACAGUUUUUGAAGCUUUGACUUAAUAUAAGUACUAAGAUAAGGAUUUCUUCUAUCUUUAAUAAAUUUGUAGCAUUUACUGUGUUAUUUAAAUGCAAAGCCAAAGUAUCUGCAUUUAUGUAUACCUCGUUAUGCCAAGAAUGACUUUAAUGAAGGCUCUUUUCAGGUGUAACCUUAUGAGGGAAAUAGCUGUUACAUAUGCCAGUACAGUUGCUGGUUUCUAAAGUCUGUUAAAAAUGAACUUCAGGACACAGUUUUCAGAUCUUAGUCUUAUAUGAUGAUUCUUCGAGUAAGGCAGAUAACUUAUUUGUAUAAUUGGAGUGGAGACCUACCUCCAUGAUUAGAUAAACUCUGAUUAUUUGGAUUAAAAAUCAGAAUUUUGCCUUUUUUCUUUUCAAAUUAUUAUAUAUAUAUAUAUAUAUAUAUAUAUAUAUAUAUGUUUUUUUUCUUGAUUAAAUGGGUAUUCCUAAAAUAAUUGUGGGUGCUUCAGAAUUUUGUGCUUCUGUAUUUAAGUACAUUGUUUUUAUAGCAAGAACAUGUGAUUCAGUAUGUGUUUUAUAAGUCUAAUAAUUUAUAAAUAGGUAAUAUUUUUGUAUUGCAGUGCAUUAUUUUCCUCUUUUCCUUCAAAAUAUACCCCACAUUAUUUACCACUUCUAAUAGGGAUUGACAACAGGCCAUAUGACCCUUGAAGUAGUCAUUAUGUAGCAAUAAAUGAAGCCUAAAACAGGCUUUUUUAACUUCUCCUUUAAAUCGUAGAACUUUGUUGGCAAGUUUGCAUAUUUUCAUUGACACCGAUGUAUUAAAUACACAUUUUAAUGAACUAAUUACUUUUGCAUAUUUUAAAUUCUUUAUAUGGUAGUUAUUUUUAUAACAGGAUAUUAACAUAAGUUAAAUUCUAUGUAUUUGAAACUUACAGAACCUUCCUCUUCAAACAGCAAAACUUUAAGAAGUAUGUUGUGUUAAAAAAAGUGUAGGGGAUGUUUUAGUUCUGUCAUUUACAUUAUAUAAAUAAAAUACAACCAUUAUUUUGAUACUUUUUAAAUUCUUAUAUGGUAUAUGUUUUUGUAUCAAAAACACUCAUUAUAUAUCUCAAGAAAAAGAAACUACACUAAAUAGCCCUGAUGUAAGAAAAAUACUUAUGAAGCAUCUCAACAUGAAGACCAAGUCAGGGUUAUAACUCAGGAUCUGAGGUCUCAGGCUAGGAGAGACUGAGAAUUUUACUCCACUGGUCACAUGGUUGUACUGAAUCACAUCUGUAGUACUAACCAAAAAUAUCCUGUGAAGGAGAUUAUCAGUCUUCUGGAAGUAGCUACUUAAUAAGCAAUGUAAAAUGUUGUGGCUAUUAAAUAAAAUGGCAACACAAAGUAACCUGUGAAAUGUAUUGAAAUGGUGUAAGAUUAUUUUUAUCAGUUUAUGUUUUCUUUACAUAGUGUGUGUUUAUUUUGCAGUAUAAGUAGUUGCACAGUCUAUGAAUACUGAAAUUAUUUUAUUUGUUUAUUUUUUAUUUUAGUAAUCUCUACACCCAAUAUGGGGCUCAAACUCAUGACCCCAAGAUCAAGAGUCACAUGCUUUUCUGACUGAGCCAGCCAGGCACCCCUGAAAUUACUUAAAAAUAACCAAAUGGUGGAGAGCUCUUCCCAUGAUAAGAUAGCUUUAGAUUUCUUUCCAAAAAGUCUCUACAUUUAAUGAAAAUUGGAAUAAUGUGUCUUUAGAGAAACAUUUUAAAGUAUUCUUUGUAGAUGUAGGUUUCUGAAUGCAGUUGUUACUUAUUUGGUCAUGUUCUUCACAUUGGUACUUUUAAAUUUUUUUAAAUGUAAAGAAAUAGAAUGGUUCUUUGUAUUCAGUCUGCAGUGAUCUGUUUUUGAUCUGAGGCUUUUUAAUACUGGUCUCUUUCUCUAAACUCUGAAAUAUGAAGUAAAAUCUAGCCCACUUGUUCUGUGCAACCACCCAGCACACUUUGUCUAUAUACUUGCUAUGUGCAGAGCAUUUUGUUAGGCUUCACUAGUUGAAAGAUGAGUAAAAUAGCUCUUUCCCUAUUGGAGCUGAAUGUGUGAGUCAGGUAAUUAAUGAAGUAAAAGUUACUGCUAUAAUAGAGAUAUGGUUGGAAAACAACCCAGGAGGCAACCCUCUCAGGUCCUCUCCCCCUUCAGGAGCUUUAUACUAUCACUCAAUAAACUUUGCUGCCCACCAAAAACAAAACAAAACAAAA